AUGGCGCCGCGUAGUCUUGCCUUGGCUCUGCCCGCUGCCGGCCUGGUGGCGGCUCCGCUCUUCGUGCCCGGAACGGCUCCGAGCGCCCCAGCGCCCCGGGCGGUCCCACAUGCCGCAGAGGCGCCCAGCAGCAAUGGCGGCCUCUCGGCGCUGACCGUGGGCACAGUGGCCAGCGCAGGCGUCUUGGUGGCGGCCCUGUCGCGCUCCUCCGUCAGGUCCUCUCAGCCCCGCGUCGCCCGCAACUUCUUCGGCGGCCCAACCACUUCUCCUGCCAGCUUCGACCCUGCCACGGAGCUCCGACAAUAG
This is a messenger RNA of Symbiodinium sp. CCMP2456, 306 nucleotides long. The record is from the annotation of a GenBank genome assembly. Lineage: Eukaryota; Dinophyceae; Suessiales; Symbiodiniaceae.